AUGCAGGCGACGCGCGCCAGACCGAUGAUCAACAUCGCGAAGGUGAGCGACUGGCUCACCCGCAACGCAAAUGAACAGCUCUAUCCGCGCCUCUUAAAGAACCAAUCCUUCAAAAUCAACGCAGAAGGCUUCGGCGAUCCGCGCUACCCUUCAAUCGAAAGCACUCCAUCCCGACCUGGUUCCAGCUCAAACUUCCUCCAAGGCGAUGCCGCCAUAGACUCCGGCAAAAGAAAAGCCCCCUCCAUCAUGAGCAACAUGAGCCAGCGCGACCGGGACAUCCGCCAAGGCGUCCUGCACGUGCAACGUAAGCGCCUCGACGCGCUCUCAGACUACGCGUUACGCGAUUUCGAAAGCACAGGAUUCAUCAUGCCAGCCGACUCUGAUCUGCAAUAG
This is a messenger RNA of Parastagonospora nodorum SN15, 393 nucleotides long. RefSeq lists its product as hypothetical. The record is from RefSeq and is a predicted model, not a curated record. Lineage: Eukaryota; Fungi; Ascomycota; Dothideomycetes; Pleosporales; Phaeosphaeriaceae. The transcript has 2 exons. The coding region runs from base 1 to 393 and encodes 130 amino acids.